CUCAAAAGAUUAAAUGAAACAGUUUGGGGACAUAUUUCUGUUUCCUUCCCUCCGAACAUAACAAGUGUGAUGUGAAGUAAAAGACCUGAAACGUCUUUCAGCUCUUUCUCUUUCUCCAAGGUCUACGUCAAUGUGAGUUGAUUUCAGAUGAAGUAUCCAGGAGCCUUUAGGGGAAAACUUUUAUGACGUAAAUAGAGCCAAAGACUCAGUGAAYUUAAGAGAAAAGAAAGCUCGGUUUUGCUGUCUAUGGGAUACUCCUGUUUGCUUAGAAAAUCCAAGUUUUGUUGCUGAAUGGAGAAACGGCRAGGAAACUAGAUCAUUUCAUCCAUGCAUCCAUCCUGCUUAUCCUUACAGCACAGCUGAUGCAGAGUGAUAACAGUCAUAGGUYGAAAGGUGGUGGACACCUGGACAGGUAGCUAGUCCAUCACAGGAGACCAUAUCCAGCAUUUUAAAUGUGCAAUACGAUUUUUCAAACUGAAAUUUUCUUCAGUUUGGCUUGCUUUUCUUUUCAGUGUGUGGUGGUAAUGUACAUGUUUGAUAAAGGAGUUUACUUAGAGAAUAUUAAACCAAUUAACUGAGACCACAAUGCUUUCUUACAGGUAUUUUUGUCCUAAUKUAUCUUAAAGGCAGGAAGGCGAAGGUAAAAAAUGUAGUCAUUUAAUUUCUAAAUGACUUUUAGUGGUCAAAUGAAACACUUAUGCAAACUGAAUGUCACAACAUGUCUAUGUAGAUUUAAAAGUAGAAAUGAUUUAUUGAAGUGGAUGCAAAAWGUUUUGGCAGGUUGCAAUAUUGUUAAACCCGUUUGCCUUGACCUCUUGAAGACAGGUCAAGAGUUUUAUUUUCUGUAACACAUACAGUGAUUGUACAGCAGCUGCUUUUUUUUACUUAUGCAGUUGUAUCACAUAUAAUCAAGACCAGAUAUUUCAAUAUCUGGAAAUGACUUGAUAUCAGGUCAUUUGCAGUACCRAACAAUGACCACUAGGUUGAAGCAAAGGACUGUACAUCAAUUUUUAAGACUCAUGAUUUACACAUGAAAACAUUCAUCUGUUUACUAUAAAUACAUGCAUGGAUGCAUGGAGUUGCGCUAAUAAAAUUAUUGUGAAUGUAUAAAAACUUGACUUUUCUAAGUGGUUGUCAUAUAUUGUAUUUAUCAAUAAAACAMAACUAAAUAUUUAUCAUGAGUGGGGACAUAUUUUAGUUAACUAAUUUCUCACAAAAAUAAUCAAAGGAAAGAGCUAACAUAAACCCAAGUAUGACAGGAAAACAUGGUUAUACAAGAUGAAGCUGAAAUUGUAAACCACAAAACAACAGAUUUCCCGGAAGAGGAGCUCCUCCACUCCCUCUGAGAAAAGGGAGGAGUUUUUGAUCCAGGAGGAGGAAACCAUCUGUUCUAUCGGUGUGACUAAAGUUCAUUUGCUUUUCCUGGUUACUCCCCUUUUACGUACUGACACGUUACAGACUUGUUGCGCAGCAAAUUUGCUUCAGGGGAAACGAAACCUAACACACAGAAACUGCUUACCAGAGGAGAAAUGGCACAGCAAGGAUAUCCGAUGGAUUCUGUAAAAUUCUCCUGCUCCAUUUGUUUGGAUCUACUGAAAACCCCAGUGACCAUCCCRUGUGGACACAACUACUGCAUGUACUGUAUUGGAAGUUUUUGGGAUGAUGAAGACAAGAAAGGAAUCCACAGCUGCCCUCAGUGCAGGCAGCAGUUUGCACCGAGGCCUGAUCUGRUGAAAAACACCAUGCUAKCAGAGUUGGUGGAGGAUGUGAGGAAGACUGUACCACAACCGGCUCCUGAUGAUGACUCCCUUGUGGGACCUGAAGAUGUGGCCUGUGACAUUUGCACUGUGAGGAAGAUGAAAGCUGUCAAGUCCUGUCUGGUSUGCUUGGUUUCAUACUGUGAGAAUCACCUCCAACCUCACUAUGACAUCCCUGGACUGAAGAAACACAAGCUGGUGAAUCCGUCCAAGACUCUCCAGGACAACAUCUGCUCCCGUCAUGAUGAGGUGAUGAAGAUCUUCUGUCGUACUGAUCAGCAGUGUAUCUGUUACCUCUGCACUAUGGAUGAACAUAAAGGCCAUGAAACAGUCCCAGCUGCAGCAGAAAGAGCUGAGAAGCAGAAGAAGCUCCAGGAGAGUCGAC
Messenger RNA from Poecilia reticulata (guppy), 2142 nucleotides. Lineage: Eukaryota; Metazoa; Chordata; Actinopteri; Cyprinodontiformes; Poeciliidae. The record is from RefSeq and is a predicted model, not a curated record.